AUGUUCCUGGAUCGUCUACGUAGCGCGCGACCCAACAGCGCGUUCGUGGUGGAGUCCUUCGACGUCACUGCCCUCUAUACGAACGUGUCGAAUGACUCCGCUAUGCAAGCCAUAAACGAGCUCCUUAUACAACACGAUGGAGCAAUAAAUAUGUACGACUUCUCGAUUCAGCAGUUGAUGACACUCUUAAAGGAGUGCCUGAACUGCUCAAUCUUCAGAUGGUCCGGGAGGUAUUACGCACAAAUGAGAGGGCCGGUAAUGGGACAACGACUNGCUCCUUAUACAACACGAUGGAGCAAUAAAUAUGUACGACUUCUCGAUUCAGCAGUUGAUGACACUCUUAAAGGAGUGCCUGAACUGCUCAAUCUUCAGAUGGUCCGGGAGGUAUUACGCACAAAUGAGAGGGCCGGUAAUGGGACAACGACUGGCUCCAAGCCUUGCCAUUGCAUUCAUGUCUAA
Messenger RNA from Angiostrongylus costaricensis, 459 nucleotides. NCBI's taxonomy places the organism in Eukaryota, Metazoa, Nematoda, Chromadorea, Rhabditida, Metastrongylidae. The record is from the annotation of a GenBank genome assembly.